GUCAAGGUCAUUCGAUAUGCAGCGCAAUUGGUUAGUCGUCAAACGUUAUACACACUUCAGUCACAACAGUGUAUUCUGGUGGAAAUAUGGGUGUUUCGGAGUCGUACGACAUUGGAUAGGAUUUAAUAAUUAAGUAGAAAUGUGAAAGUUGUCAACAUUCAACAUGGAUACUUACGGAUUUGUUAUUUACACAUUAUGUGUGUUUCUCUUUGCACUUUCACUUUGUUUGUCGGAUAUCUUAGAGACUGUGGCCGAGGAAGAGGAUACCGAUGUCCCAGAUCAUUCGUUCCCUCCUUGGACUAUGGUGUAUAACAAAAAUGUCACAUGUGGGAAAAUUAAACCAGGCCUCAAGUUCCCUUCACAAACCUGGACAUGUGCUGAUGCAAGGGUGGAUGGCUACCACCUGGCCUACAGUCUAUAUGCUGAUGUAGGAGUGGACAGGAAGUGUGUGGAAACUAGAGGCAUGGAUGAACUGGCCGAGGUUUGCCUCGCUAUGAUGCGAGCAAUGGAUGUUAACAAACCCCUCUGGGCAGCUCUGGUGACAAAUGCAACAUGUGGCUACCACGAUGGAAUGCGCGGCUUCCUGAAGAAGAUCACAGACGGCUUUGUCUGGGUGGACAUGCAGGCUGGCCAUGGAGCAUUAUAUACAUUCAGGUGUAUGGCCGACAAAUCCUAGGUUUAGUCGCCUGUCAAGGUUAGCGCUGGUCAAGGUUAACCACGUGAAAUUAUUGGACAAUCUAAGAUACAACAUUAACAUCAGUUGAUGGUCAAGUGAUUGAUCAGCCAUACAGACAAAAUACUUUCCUUGAAGUUGCCAAUAGAUUUAUUCAUAGAAUGGUCGUUCACACAAAAAAGUUGACCAAAAAGUUGCCAGUUAAGUCAUUCUUAGAAUGAUUCACAAGAAAAAUGACCUGGAAAUUGCCAAUGGAGUUGCAUUGUGUUGCCUCUCAUUUAUGACCACUCAUCCAAAGUGACAAGAAACCUUUCUGACCUUGACAUAAUCAACAAACUGACAGUCAUUCAUAUAGACAAAAGAUAUAUAUUUUUGUACAAUGACAAAUGCUGUUUCAAUGAUGGGUUUUAUCUUAUCUAGCUUUUUUUUUAAGGAAGAAUGUGUUUUGAAUUGCUGAAAUGCAAUGAUGAAAAGACGAGUGAUUAACUGUGUAUGUAAACCAUGAUUUCAAUAUCUGUUAAAAGUCUACAUGUCAGUUAUUCCGGACUGGUGCAUUUAUCAUUGAAGUGGAUCCAGUGAGGAAUAUAGCAAACACCAAAGAGCCUAUGGUUCUAAAAAUGGACGUUGGUGCAGUUUAUCAGGGUUUUAUAACAAAUUGGUUGUGAUUGCAUCUAUGAUCGGAUCUGUUUACUGAAUGGUGAAUUUUUGAGUGGUUUCUUGGAAUGAAUCCACUAUAAGUCAACCUCUCAUUUAGUUGGAAAUAUGUACCUUGGAUUAUGUACCGAUCUGGUUGUAAAUGUGACCAAUGUGUUUGUUUCCACCAAUGUUCCUGCUGAGAGUUACGUCUCAAAUUUCAUGAGAAGAAGGAGAGAAAUAUACUGCAUAGUAACCAAGACAAACAUGCUUCCUAGGUCUGUGAAAACAAGUCGCUUUAUGAACCAUUUACAUUUACACCAACUCAUCCACUUUAGUGAAGAGAAAUCAAUCAAACAUAAUAUCUAUGAAAUGGGAAAAGGAAUCUUCUCAUUGCUUUAAUCAACCAUAAUCUGAGGCAUACUACCAAAAUAGCAUCAACAUCUUGUGUUUUUCUUUUUGUGUGUUCGUUCAUUUUGAUUGCAUUGGGCAACAUUUUUGCAAUUGAAAGGUAAUCUUCUUUUUUUAACAAAAACUUAAUUUUCAAAGGAACUAUUUUUAUAUUUUCAGUAAAACACCCACCUCUGAAGCAUUUCUAAUAACGAGAAAGGACACAAGUGAUUAAAUACAUUGUAAUAUGUUCAAUACCGAAAUCAUUUAAAAGGGCAAGGGAUUCGAAUGUAGAAAAGAUAACAAAAAUAAUAAAUUAAUCAUUGUAAUCCAAACUGGAUUAAAUUCAUUUAUUUGCGAAUAUACAAUCAUGCAACAUGCUAGUUUGUGUGUGCGUUUGUGUGUGAGAGUGUUGCUGUAGUAUACAAUGGUACGAUGAGUUUUCUGUGAAGGUUGAUGUUGAUUACAGCCCGACACCUAUGCAACAUAAAUCACACUUUUACUACAUUUACUAAUUAUUUUACUGCAGGUUUUUAUAGUUUCCUCAUGUGGACUUUUCUUUCAGAUAUAUAUGUAAUUGUAGUAUUAAGUGACAUAUUAAUGUUGAUUUUUUAUCUAUGCUCCAUACAAGUAAAAUGUCUGUUAUUUUUUUUUUAUAAUGCAAAAAAUAAACCAGCAAAAUGGGCAAAAGAACGAUUAAAUGAAAAAAGAGCAGAAAAACAAUCUCGCAUAAUUAAUUAUUGAAUUUUGAUUUUGAAAUAAUAUCAAAUUAUACGUAACUUAAUUAUUUCCUGAAUGAUCAAGUACAAGUAUUUAACGUUAUAAUAACCACUUGAAAUUAAAAUAACGUGUGUUGAACCUACUAUAAGAUAUGUAUUAUGUUUUCUUGAUGUAUUUAUAAGUCAGUAUAUAUAUCAAAUGUUUAUAACAUGUAUCGUAAGGUGUGAAAUGUAUGCUAGGUAUAUAUGUACAUGAUUGCAGUUAUUGUAAUUAUAUAGUAUUAAGGUGGUAUGUAUUGUGUAAUUGUGCAUGUCACUUGUUGAGAUAUGGAUGCAAUAUGUAACGUCAACCUUUCUGGUUAUUAUACUGUAACCUUAUACGAUAUACCGAAUUCAUUGUUAUUCAUGUGGGUAUUGACAUUGUACAACACUUUCUGAGAAAAUCAAAACAAGAAAACAAAUGACGUAUUCUGUCUAACUUAUAGAAAUAUGUACCUUGGGCAGACACAGGGGACUGCAAGAAAUAUGUACCUUGGGCAAACACAGGGGACUGCAAGAAAUAUGUAUCUUGGGCAAACACAGGGGACUGCAAGAAAUAUGUACCUUGAGCAAACACAGGGGGCUGCACCUUUGAAAUAUCGAAAUAAAUGUCGUAUGGCAAAAUGUAUUACACUGCGCUAUACACUAUACAGCGAUACCAUCAUUCUAGAACUUUACUUGAUAAAGUACAUCACAAUUUGCUGUUCAUAUGGCUACACUACUAAAACAUAUCUACAUUAAUAAAUGUCAGUAUAAUUUUUUUCUGUAAAGAUGAUGAUUUGUGAGAUAUCGAAGUUUCCAUGUCUUUGUUUUCGACCAGGAUAUACUUAAUUUAUGCCUUUUAUUACGACUAAAAAUGUCAAUAAAAUGUAUAUACAGUUUA
Molecule: messenger RNA, 3337 nt
Organism: Mizuhopecten yessoensis (Yesso scallop)
Lineage: Eukaryota; Metazoa; Mollusca; Bivalvia; Pectinida; Pectinidae
Exons: 4
Coding region: 164-676 (170 amino acids)
Source: RefSeq, a predicted model, not a curated record